AUGUCUUACUCUUACUAUAACAACCAAACACCGGUCCACCAUAAUCAGGGUCAGGAUGAAUAUUAUGACCCCUACUCGGAGACGCAGCGCGCCCCACAUGCGACAUACGACCAGGGAGGCUAUCGUGAUGAUUACUACGACGCAAGCGCCCGACCUGUGACCAAUAACGUCGUACCCGGAGAGAAGGAUCAACCAUUCAGUGCAGCAGAGUUUAAUAAGGAGGCACAUGUCACACACUCGAAUCUGCGAAAAUACCAGUAUGAGAAGGGUAAUCUAUGGGCGAAGGGGGGCGGCUUGCGAACCUGUGGUCGGUUCGUGGGGUGCUUUUUGUUUACGGGCAUCUGGAUGUUUGUGGGCAUCGUGCUCGCCCUUGUGCUGUAUGUCCGCCCUCCAAACGUGAUUAUCGGUUCUGCCGAACUGGCAGACUCGAAUCAACUCGAGAGCAUCGCGGGUGGCGGGAUCAGGAUCAAUGCGGAUAUUCCUAUCAAUAUCAAUAACCCCAGCUACCUCAACGUGAACCUCGCCGGUCUUGACGCCCAAAUAUUCUACCCCAUCAACAACACAUACAUCGGCAACGGCACGUUAUCCAACACCGAGUUACCCUCCUUCACCAACAAGAACUUCACAUUCCCUAUCGCAAUCGACUACGUUGGCAGCAUCGACCCGGAUCAGACCAUCAUCAAGGACAUAUUGACAAAAUGCUUAGCCGGGGACAACUUGGACGUCGAUUACAAGCUCACAGUUGACGUGAAGGUGUUAUCAGUUUCGGUCAAGCGCACAGUCUCCGAAAGCGCUAGCUUCAAGUGCCCCAUAGACUCCUCAUCCGUCUCGAGUGUCCUCGGCGGAUUGAACCUCACUAGCAUUAUCGAUGGCCUCACUGGCUCGACAUAG
Molecule: messenger RNA, 891 nt
Organism: Peniophora sp. CBMAI 1063
Lineage: Eukaryota; Fungi; Basidiomycota; Agaricomycetes; Russulales; Peniophoraceae
Source: the annotation of a GenBank genome assembly